AUGGACCCUGCUAGCCUAGCCCUCAGCAUUUUAACGUCGUAUCGCCUGUGCACCGAAGGUUACAAAGUCAUUGUCUCCAUGAGGCAUGCGUCGACCAGUGCCAUUCGCAUCCAAUGCAAGUGCGAGAUCGAAGAGGCGCGAUUUCUGCUCUGGGGAAAGAGUUGGGGACUGGUCGACGACUUGAGUGUCUUUCGAUCAACCCCCAACGUCCAGCUCAAGCUAGUCAAGGAGCCGGUUGCCAUUUCGCAGUUAGUGGCCAAGAUCCUCUCCGAAAUCGAAAACAUUCUCGGCAACGCUACCGGCCUGAAGAAGAAGUAUGGCUUGUCCGACCUUCUUCGGACGGAAACGGCCAACGAAGAGGAUGCCAGCGAGGAACCAGCGCUGGAGCCAAAUUAUACUGGUAGCAUGAGCCUGAAGAAGAGGAUCAGCUGGUCCACACGCGACAAGUCCUCAUUUGAAGAGUUGGUAGCCGACCUGCGGGAGCUCAACAAUGGCCUUUACUCGCUGGUGCCCAUAAGGUCUCAGUCGCUUCUGACCGAGGCCUUGAAUGCAGAAAUCCUACCAGCGAAAGAUCAGCCUCGAGAUCUGGAGAUACUGAAGGAAGUCUCGGAGCAGGCAGAUCCCCAACUGAGUGACGCCGUGGAAUUGAAACUCCUGGGACUCAAGGCAAACUCUUGCGAGACGACCUGGAAUGCUAAUGCAUCUGUGAAAUUAUCCAAGGCCGGGUUCAGAUUCCAAACUCCAGAUGGAUUAUCAGAGCAUAGCGACAACCUCGCCAGCAGCUCCAUGUCGUACGCAUCCUUCACACCCAAAGGAGCUGACACAGGAGUUCCAGUGCUGAUAGAGUGGAAACCUUAUGACCCCCGCGCAACCGGAUCUCGGGCCUUUGUUAUUGCGCUGCGUGCAGAAGGACUCUGUCGGCUGCUUGAAAAGUUCUCUGCCACAUCUCUAAGCGUCCCCUCGUGUCUGGGAUUCUUCGACGAUGUCGACGGUGGCAGGUUCGGGUUCACGUUCCCGCUUCCUCAAACCCCUCUUUACGGAGGUCUCCUGCAACCUGCCAAUUUGAAUGACUUGAUUUCCGGUCAGCCUGCCUUACCUCCGCUUGAGGACCGCUUCAAGCUGGCGUCUACUCUAGCCCGCACUCUGUUCGCCUUCCACUGUUCGGAAUGGUUGCACAAGGAUUUCUCAUCGCACAACAUCUUACUGGGCACGUUACCUGGAAAUAACUCAAGCGCAGAUCUCACACAACCCUUUGUUGUCGGAUUCACAUACUCCAGGCCGGAAGACCACGAAGGCGUGUCUUCAGAGAUCCGCCAGACACAAUCCCUUAAGCAUCUGUUGUACCAGCAUCCAUCUCUUCUGCUCCACUCCACACCAGUUGCACCGAGAUACUGUAAAGCAUUCGACUUGUGGAGCCUUGGGUGCGUGCUCCUGGAAAUUGGCCUCUGGAGACGCCUGAAAGACCUGUGGAAGCCAAAAUAUGCAGAGAACCCGACUACAUGGACUGACAGACUGAGGAACGUUUGGGUGGGUGAACUUAGAGGUCGAUGCGGUGGGCAAUACGAGCAUGUAGUUACGCGUUGUUUGUCCGCAAGCGAGCAAGACUUUGAGUCCUCUGGGCUCUUCUGGGAAAUCAUUGGAAAGCUGGAGGAAUUGCGAGUAUAG
Molecule: messenger RNA, 1665 nt
Organism: Fonsecaea nubica
Lineage: Eukaryota; Fungi; Ascomycota; Eurotiomycetes; Chaetothyriales; Herpotrichiellaceae
Exons: 1
Coding region: 1-1665 (554 amino acids)
Source: RefSeq, a predicted model, not a curated record